This is a messenger RNA of Cercospora beticola, 5079 nucleotides long. RefSeq lists its product as uncharacterized. Lineage: Eukaryota; Fungi; Ascomycota; Dothideomycetes; Mycosphaerellales; Mycosphaerellaceae. The record is from RefSeq and is a predicted model, not a curated record. Gene Ontology annotation, cellular component: plasma membrane. Gene Ontology annotation, molecular function: ATP hydrolysis activity; ATPase-coupled intramembrane lipid carrier activity; ATP binding. Gene Ontology annotation, biological process: endocytic recycling; post-Golgi vesicle-mediated transport; phospholipid translocation.
CAGUGGCCGCCGACCACAAGGCUGUGCUAUGCUGUGCCUCUGUCGCAUGUCUCAACAAUGGCACACUUGCGCGCUUAGAGUCGCAUUGCAUCCUUACAGAUCAGACAUGGUCUGGACAAUCGCCCAGAUGCACGACCGCGAGGACGAGAGCAUACCAAGCAAUAGUAUCCUGUAACAGCUCCAAACAUGCCGAAACAAGCAGACCACGAUGAAGGCGUUCGGCGCAGGCGCUCAACACAAGCCGACGACAGCGAGCGAGACGAGCAUAGGGAUGGCAUUGCGGCGCACCAUACCGAACAGGGAGCAGCAAACGCGCCAAACUCGCCAGCAAACGAGCAUAGAGUACGGUUCUCAAUGGAUGCAGACAACCACCGCAAGAGCAAGAAGCGAAAGAGUGAUGAGAUGGACCGCAACGAUGAUGGCGCUGAACAUUCAAAGAAUCCGCAGUUGUCCGUCAACACUGGACUGGCUCAGGCUUCAGGGCAUGGGCCGAACAACGGAGCAGAGAGUGCUGAAUCGCCCAUUCUCUCUCCGAGAAGUCGGACACGAGGCAUGUCGCUGCGGUCUUCGCUAUUCAUGAGAAACAUGAAUACAAGAUCCCCCACUGCCAUAGAGCUCCAGGAAGUUGGAUCAUCGAGCGAAUCGGGAAGUGUUGGUCCACGUCCGCCGCCCUUCAAGAAGGACCAGAGAACAUCAAUUACAGUAACGCCUGUUCAUGAGACUUGGGAUUCGCAUCCACUCAAGCUAACGCGGCAGCUGCGAGGUGCAUCGGCGCUUCCGAACUAUCAGCAGUGGGUAGCGACUCAAGCCAAGAGGCAUUUACCUGUCGAGAAGAUGAAGUCAGCAUAUACCCGAACCUACAAGUUCAUUCUACGCAUUCAAGACAUACCGCCUACAAAGGACGGACGACAUAUACCAGUAGAACCAUCACGGAAGACAGCCCUCACAGACGAGCGUACUGGCAAGCCGUAUGUGGGCAACAUCAUUCGCUCGUCCAAAUACAAUGCCUGGAAUUUCCUUCCGCGACAGCUGUUUGCACAGUUCUCAAAGCUUGCCAAUGCCUACUUCUUGGGUGUCUCGAUACUGCAAAUGAUUCCAGGAUUAUCGACUACUGGAACGUACACCACCAUCGCGCCUCUCCUGUUUUUCGUCUCCCUCAGUAUGGCCAAAGAGGGCUAUGAGGACCUACGCCGACAUCGACUUGACAAAGCUGAGAACAAUUCUGAAGCGAAAGUGUUGCAUGUAUACAGGCCGGUUGGCGCAGGGAAUGUGAAGUCCACGCACGAUGGAGACCAUUCGGUACCAAUCGAGGGCCCUGCACAUUGGGCUACAGUCAAAUGGCACUCUGUACAAGUGGGAGAUAUUAUCAAGCUGGAACGUGAUGAUGCGGCACCGGCUGAUCUUGUUGUACUCUCCAGCGAAGGCGCAAAUAACACAGCCUACUUGGAAACAAUGGCAUUGGAUGGAGAGACCAAUUUGAAGGCGAAGCAACCCAACCCAGCUACCGUCGAACUUGCGAAGAAUGCCGGGUCAUUGACUCAAUCCCAAAUGGAAAUUGUCGCAGAAGAUCCAAAUCUGGACCUCUACGCUUUCGAAGGGCGGCUGACAGUUGGUGGAAAGACCUCGCCGCUAACCAAUAAUGAGGUCAUUUAUCGUGGGAGUAUCUUACGCAAUACUCCUUCGAUGAUCGGACUCGUGGUGUACACCGGGGAAGAAUGCAAGAUAAGGAUGAAUGCUACAAAGGACAGUCGUGUGAAGGCGCCCAAUUUGCAGUCACUAGUCAACAAGAUCGUCAUCGGUAUGGUCCUGUUCGUGCUUUUCUUGUCACUCUUUAACUCAAUCGCCUAUCAAGUCUGGCAGAACAAUACGGAGAGCAAGGCAUGGUAUAUUCAAGAGGCGCCCGUCAGCUUCGGUCCACUCUUGACAAGCUUCAUCAUCAUGUUCAACACGCUGAUUCCGCUGUCGCUUUAUGUCAGCUUGGAGAUCAUCAAAGUAUCACAGAUGGUGUUGAUGAACUCGGAUGUCGAUAUGUACGAUCCAGCGACCAACAUGCCGUUUGAGAGCCGGACCAGCACCAUAAACGAGGAAUUGGGUCAGGUCGGUUACGUGUUUUCCGACAAAACCGGCACUUUGACCGAGAAUGUGAUGAAGUUUCGCAAAAUGAGCGUAGCUGGCAAUGCUUUCAUUCACGACAUGGACCUCGACAACGCGGAAAGCCAGCCACAGCCACUGCUUCACAAGAAACGAACAAAAGGAAAAGAAAAGAAGCCAAUAAGGGUUUCAAGGUCGAUUUCAAGGUCUCGAUCUAGGCCGCGCAAGUCGACAGCUAGUGAAGAGCUACUCAAUGAUCCUGGCCAUGCCUCAAAUCGUCCCAGUACACUGCGUCGCGACUCGCAACCACGACCUAGCCGCUCUUCCGCAACGCAAUGGCGCUCGUCAGCCGUUCCGGCGCUGACUUCCAUGGAACACAAUACGCGGGAACUCAUCAGAUACCUUGAGCAUCAGCCAAACACAGCGUUUGCCAAUAAAGCCAAGCUUUUCAUUCUUUCCAUCGCCCUUUGCCAUACCUGUCUACCAGAGCGUGGUGAAGGGAAUGAUGACGAUGAAAACAUCACCUUUCAGGCAUCCUCGCCAGAUGAGCUGGCACUGGUACGGGCUGCACAAGAGCUAGGUUACCUCGCUUACGAUCGUGAUGCCGCUAUCCUGACUCUGAAGAUAUCAGCCGGUGGUCGUGAUGCCCAGCCAGUAUUCGAGAAGUACGAGGUACUGGACAUCGUGGAAUUUAGCAGCGCAAGAAAGCGGGCUUCUGUCAUUAUCCGCAUGCCAGAUGGCAGGAUCGUGGUUCUCUGCAAGGGAGCUGAUUCUGUCAUCAUGAAGAGGUUGCGCUUGGCUAGCCUGGCUCAGCAGAAAUUGGCAGAGAUAGAGAAGCACACUGUCCAGCGCAGAUCCAUGGAAGCUCAGGAAGCACUGCGCAGGCAAAGUAGCAUCGCCGAGCGAGCUGGCAGCGUCACUAGCCCACGCACAAGCAACUCACUUGCGAGACGGAGCGUCGCAAGGGCAAGCAUCGGGCAUCUGAGUCCUAUUCGUGAUAACCUCGACGGGUGGCUGAAUGAACGCGAGCAUGACGUUACUGACUCACCCAGAGCAAGCUCACACUUCCGCCGUUCCACAACGCGUCCUACGAUGGCACAGCGAAGUGGAUCACAUCAAUCUGAGAUUGAGAACUACACAGCCAUCGACGAAGCUGCAGCGACAGAUGAGGCUGUGGUAAUCGAGCGCUGCCUGCAACACAUCAACGACUUCGCCACCGAAGGGCUGCGCACCCUGCUCUAUGGCCAUCGGUUUCUGUCAGAAGAGGAAUAUCGUUCUUGGAAGAAAGUCUAUCAUGAUGCGACCACAUCGCUUGUCAACCGUACCGAGCUCAUCGAAAAGGCAGGCGAGAUGAUCGAGUGUGGCUUCGAGCUGGGUGGCGCGACCGCCAUUGAAGAUAAGCUACAGCAAGGCGUGCCGGAAACGAUCGAUCGACUGCGAAGGGCGAACAUUAAGAUGUGGAUGCUCACAGGUGACAAGCGUGAGACUGCUAUCAAUAUCGGCCACAGCUGCAGACUCAUCAAGGACUACUCGUCAGUCACAAUUCUGGACUCUGAAGCAGGCGACGUCGAGCACAGUAUUGCUGCAGGCAUCAUUGAUAUCAAUCGGGGCGAUAUCGCUCACUCCGUCGUCGUUAUCGAUGGCGGCACAUUGUCCCAGAUCCAAUCAGAUGAUGCUCUCCACGCUCUGUUCUUGGAUCUCGCCAUCCUGACCGACUCAGUCAUCUGCUGCCGAGCUUCACCGAGCCAGAAGGCUGGCCUUGUUAAAGCCAUCAAACAGCGUAUCAAAGGGACCGUGACACUGGCAAUUGGAGACGGUGCUAACGACAUCGCCAUGAUCCGAGAGGCCUCGGUAGGCAUUGGCAUCACUGGAAAAGAAGGCUUACAAGCAGCGCGCACAUCCGAUUACAGUAUUGCUCAGUUCCGCUUCCUCGUCCCAUUGCUUCUCGUUCAUGGGAGGUGGAACUACAUCCGGACUUGCAAGUAUACUGUUGGCACUUUCUACAAAGAGAUGCUUUUCUACUUGACGCAAGCCUUAUACCAGAGAUACUCUGGCUACAGCGGAACGAGUCUGUACGAAUCGUGGUCCCUCAGCAUGUUCAACACGCUUUUCACAAGUCUGACGAUCAUUUUUCUUGGCAUAUUCGAGCAAGACCUGAGGGCAUCCACACUCAUCGCAGUUCCGGAGCUCUACACGAAAGGACAACGCUCAGCAGGUUUCAAUAUCAAGGUCUUCACGGGAUGGAUGUUCACUGCCGUUGCCGGCGCCAUGAUCGUCUUCUUCUCGGUGUGGGGUCUUUACGGAGACGCGAUUUUCUCGUCGUCGAACGAUGUCUUUGGUCUUGGCACCAUGAGUUUCACGGCUUGCGUUAUUAUCAUCGCUAUCAAAUUACAGGUCAUCGAGCAGCGUUAUAAGUCCAUCAUGGCAUUCCUUGCCGUCUUCCUGUCCGUCGGAGGCUGGUUUCUCUGGAAUAUUAUUCUGAGCGCGGUGUACGCUCCUAGCUUGAAGUACAGUGUCCGAGAUGGGCUAUUCUCACGCUUUGGGCGGGAGGGCAUGUGGUGGAUGGCCUUGAUCAUUAGCGUUGUCGCAGUGUCGAUCAUGGAGAUCGGCAUCCGAGCUGUCAAAUGCGCAUUUAUGCCUACCGAUGUGGAGACUUUCCAGACGCUGGAACAAGACUUGGAAGUCCGCAAGCGUUUCGAAGAGGCUAGUGCUCCAUGGCUGCAGCAGGGCUGGAAUCAUGGGACUAAGAAGACUAGCUUGGAGCUUCAGGAGGCGGCUGCUGAACAAGAAAGAAGGGAAAUGGAGGUUGAGCAGUUGCUGAGCAGACCGAGAACGAUGGAGACCAGCCUGGAAGAAGGGUUCGCCAAGCCGAAGCGAACUGGAACGGAGCCUGGUCUUACGAUGAUCGCUGAUGGUCCAAGAACAAGCACUGAGAUCAAUGAGAUGCUCUCGAGAAGAUUUGGAAACGUGCAGGAACAAGAUGUGUAA